AUUCCCGACGGCAAAGGAGUCAUCAUUGCCCGUUGUCUGUCAGUCACACCGCGCCAGGCCAGCCCUUUUUUUAUUCCAUUCUAUUCAGGGCUGUCUUGCAUCAGCAGCUCGCAAAAGUAGCGCAACUGAAAACCCUUUGCCACUUUAGCCCGAAAAGAGUGUACCAGAAAAGAAUGGUCUUACCAUAGCCGGUCGCACUUCUCGCGUGUUCCGCAGCCGUUUCCGUUAUUCCCAAAUAAAACCACCACCAUUUUUGCGACUUCGCCACUCGUUGCUUUCCUUCGCUGCGUCGCAAAUACUUAUCUGUAUAUGUUCGUCGCUAAUCCACAGGAGCACAAACUCUCCAUCACAUAAUCUGCGCGGCCUCUGACAAAACAUCAAGCAAGGAGCCUCGACUCACUUCCACAGCCGUCUCCGAAAGCAUGAGAUACGCCAUCCUCAACCGGUAGCAAUGGACGACAGCGACGACCCGCGUCAAGACGAGCUUGGCUCCUUGCAGGCUAUCUUUCCCGAGAUUCAGCCCGACGACCGGCGCCCCUACUGCUUCACAAUUGAACUACCGGUUCAUCCCGCAAAGCCCGUCACCGUCACGUUCCCCGCCGCCGCCAAUGCCGAGGAUACUGCCGCUGCCCAGCUGAUCCCGGGCGCCGAACCCCGCGUCGAUUCCCACGAGCUCUCUCACCUCCCCGCCGUCGUGGUCCGCAUCGACUUGCCCGAGGGCUACCCGGCAGGGAAGCCGCCUAACGUCAGUAUAAGCACAUCGCCACCGUGGCUUACCAGGGACGUCACAAAGAAGUUGGAGGGCGACGGCCAGCGACUAUGGGAGGAAAUGGGCCGCGAUAUGGUCGCCUUCACGUACAUUGACCACAUCCAACAAGCGUCGGACGAUGUUUUUGGCAUGGUUGACGGGAAUGGCACUCUGGAGAUUGACCCGUCGCACAAGAUCGCCAUCUUGGACUACGACAUAGAGGCUACUCGAGCUUCGUUUGAGAAGGAGACUUUUGAUUGCGGCAUCUGUCUAGAUCCCAAGAAAGGUUCCGUGUGCCACAAAAUGCUCGACUGCGGACACAUAUUCUGUAUCCAAUGCUUGCAGGAAUUCUAUGAUAAUGCCAUUACAGAGGGAGACCUGGCAACCGUCCGCUGUCUUGCUCCGAAUUGCUCCAAAGAGCGCGCCGAGGCAGGGCAGAGCUCGGGCAAGGGCAAGAAACGCAAGGUCAAAACGUCCAUCAGCCCCAGUGAACUGCUGCAGAUGGGCCUAUCCCAGGAGACGGUGACUCGUUACGUGACCCUCAAGUACAAGAAUGAGCUCGAGUCCGACAAGAACACCAUAUACUGCCCCCGAUCGUGGUGCCAGGGCGCUGCGAGAUCCAAAAAGCACAGGAAACCUGAGGGGCUGGAGGUUGUCGAUGAGAGUUCGGACGAGGAUACGGAGGACGAAGAAGGCGCCGAGGGGCAGGGCGGCGCGAACGGCAAGAAGAUGAAGGCUUUCAACAGCGGAGACCUACUGGCCAUUUGCGAGGACUGCGGCUUCGCCUUUUGCAGCCGCUGCUACCAGUCAUGGCAUGGCGAGUUCUACCGCUGCAUGCCAAAACGGGAUCAGGGCGAGCUCUCGGCCGAGGAGCAGGCCUCGAUCGACUACAUCAACCUGCACACGACGCCAUGCCCGACAUGCGGAGCCACGGCGCAGAAGAGCCACGGGUGCAACCACAUGAUUUGCUUCCGCUGCGCCUCGCACUUUUGCUAUCUAUGCUCGGCCUGGCUAGACCCCAGGAACCCAUAUGCCCACUUUAACGAACAGCCCAAUGGCAAGUUCACGUCGUGCUACAUGCGCCUUUGGGAGCUCGAAGCCGGUGAUGGCGACAAUGUCGACUAUGGCUUCGCUGGCGGUGCGCGAGAGGCGCAGAACGAGGCCCCCGAGCCCGUCGAGAUCAUCGACAUUGUCCCUGAGAUCGAGGAGCCGGACGAUAGCGAGUCAGAUACAGAGGCGGAUGACGUCCACCCGCUACCGCCCCCUCCGGCGGGCGGUGUUGCGCGAGAGGGACCGCUCGUUCUGCGUAUCGGAGCCGACCCCGCUCCUCGCGGCGGUCGAGGGGGAGCAGCGGGAGCGGAAGCAGCCCACGGUCCUGUCCCGCCGGCCGCGCCACCGGCGCCGGUCAACCCCGCUAGACGAGGUGGCCCUCUAGUGCGAGGCGCACGUGGUGGGCGUGGAAACAGAGGCGUUGAUGCUCGUGGCGGUCGGCGGCAGAACCCGCCGAGAAACCAGGCGCACCGGGUGCCCGUCGUCAACAGGAACGGGGAGAUCGGUAUCGGCUUGGUCCAAGAUGGUGAGCUCGACCCGGCGCAGGAGGCCUGGAUCAGACGCUUCGUGCAGAUGGCCCUGGACGAUGAGGAAGACGACAGCGACGAGGGAUGAAGAUGUUUGUGUGGCCGAAGUACAGGCAGCAGGAUACGAUACAGUCCGGGUGAUAGACAUGAGAGCGUCAAGCGCUUGUGGCAAGGCAACUUGGAGAUGGACGACGGGACGACAGAUCAGACAAGACUAUUAAUGACCCUAAUGAGCUAUCGAACCUUUGGCU
This is a messenger RNA of Colletotrichum destructivum, 2576 nucleotides long. RefSeq names its product Putative Zinc finger, RING-type, IBR domain, RWD domain, Zinc finger, RING/FYVE/PHD-type. The coding region runs from base 452 to 2413 and encodes 653 amino acids. NCBI's taxonomy places the organism in Eukaryota, Fungi, Ascomycota, Sordariomycetes, Glomerellales, Glomerellaceae. The record is from RefSeq and is a predicted model, not a curated record. Gene Ontology annotation, molecular function: ubiquitin conjugating enzyme binding; ubiquitin protein ligase activity; zinc ion binding. The transcript has 2 exons. Gene Ontology annotation, cellular component: cytoplasm; ubiquitin ligase complex. Gene Ontology annotation, biological process: protein polyubiquitination; positive regulation of proteasomal ubiquitin-dependent protein catabolic process; ubiquitin-dependent protein catabolic process.